AUGAAAUUGGCCGUCUACAACGAAAUAGUUGAUCUUAUGCGAAAGUAUAAAACGAGAGAUGAAGCUCUACGCCACAUAGCUCCACGGUAUCCAGACGUUUCAGUUGGUGCUCUUGGUAGUAUUUUUGCACAAGAUUAUCAAAAGAAAAUGCGCAAAACACACCAUCUGCAUUACAGCCCGGAUACGACUGAAUAUUAUUAUGAUAAAUACAAGGAUGGUGUAGACAGUGGCCAGAAACAUGUGAUAAUGACUAUUGCCAGAAAUAUAGACCUGUCUCCUUCGCUCUUAUCAAGAAUGAUUCUUGAGAGACAUUUGUCACGCACUAAAUACGGUGGUGACAAUCCGCCACGUAGUCAAGUAACGCAGAUGAUGAAGGAUACCACUCUAAUUGAGAACCCAGUCCUAGCCAACGAGAUAUACGAGUGCGUCCUGUCCGACGAUCAGUAUGGGCCUCUUGUUGACAAAAUUAAACAUUCCAUUGGCCACGAGUACGAAUUUAAACUAAACAGAACUUUAGAUUCCCUGAAGCUCUCGUACAUAGGCGAGGAUCAGAUGAGAGCUAAAGGUUAUGAUAAAACACCAGAUGUAAAACUGGAAGUUCCAAUAGCCGUUGAUGGACACAUGGUUAACUGGAUAGAGAGUAAAGCAUCAUUUGGAGAUGAAUACAGUCACAGGUCCUAUUUAAAGGACCAGUUCUGGAGCUACUGGAAUCGGUUCGGCCCGGGAAUGGUAAUCUAUUGGUUUGGAUUUAUUGAUGAACUUGAUUCAAAUACAGAAAAGGGAAUUAUUUUACGAGACAGUUUUCCUGAAAGCAUUGUAAGAUUGAACCCUGUUGUGAAAUUAAAAUGA
Messenger RNA from Ylistrum balloti, 849 nucleotides. Its product is annotated as CDAN1-interacting nuclease 1-like. NCBI's taxonomy places the organism in Eukaryota, Metazoa, Mollusca, Bivalvia, Pectinida, Pectinidae. The record is from RefSeq and is a predicted model, not a curated record. The transcript has a single exon. The coding region runs from base 1 to 849 and encodes 282 amino acids.